UACUGAUAGAUAGAUGCGUUCACACUCAGUCGUUCAGGAGCCGGCGAAGAGGUAUGGGAGGAAACGACAGGUGUGUCCCGUAAUGAUGAAGUGGAGUACACCUACACCUGGGGACAACGUUUUUCUUUUACCACUCGAGCCUAUCGCUCGAGUCUUUUUAGUUCGAUUGGUUAUGCACUUGAACACUUCUUCUUGGUGGCGUUACUAUCUACCUACUGUUGGACCAUAUAUGCUUGCCAUUUUCUGGCUUACUGGAUAGUCAGUUCUUGCUAUGAGGGCCUAUGACAGAUAAUGCCGAUCUUGGUAACGAUCCUGUCGUGUAAGAUGAGCUCCACUACCACAUAAACCACCGACUCCUCAGGAUCUACUUAUUACACACAGUGAGAUGUGGUAAAUGAUCAAGUGAUCUUCGUUAGUUGCAAACAGAUCUAAUUCCAAUUUUAAGCGAUUAAUUAAAUCAGGUUUAUGGACAUGAUUGUCUCCACAUUCGGAUUCGGUUUCAUUCUGCAUCAGUUUAACGGUUAAUCUGUGCAGGUUAAACGAAACCUGCUCAAGCGUAAAUCCAGCAGUUCCGGUAAUAAAAGCUUUAUAGCAUCUCGGAAUGUAAAUAAGUGGUGGCUCUCUUCUCUGGUAACAGAGAAAGUACUUUCUCUCUCUCUCUCUCUCUCUCUCUCUCUCCAUCUCUCGGUCUUUCUCUCUCUAUCGCGCGAGUUGGUAUUCGCGUCCUUCAUCAAUCAGCUGUUGUUAGGAUGUCCAUCGGUCCUGCGCAGUCGUGUCCGCUACGAUGGGAUCUUAACGCCCUAACACGCUUGUUACUUCUGGCAAAGGAGGGCAUGUACUGGAAUCCUUAUACCGUUUGACAGCUACGGAGUAGCCUUUUUUCUUCGCUCACCAAGCCCAAGUGGCCUCAGUUUUGGGGGAGAAAAAAAAUGUGGCAAAAUUCAGCACUUUCACCAACUCCGACCCAGCAGCAUGGAGUGAAGGAAUUGCGCAAGAAUUAGGCGUGCGUGCUACACCCCCCCUCUCGCCGCAGGCCAAACAGUGUGACAGGACAGGCAGUGUUGCAGCUUGUGUACCCCAACAGCAGCAGCAGCAGCAGGAUACAAGGGGGAAAAAUUGUGUUCUAGUAGGACCAGCAGCAUCAGGCCAGCACCACGAACGACCUCUCGCGAAAGGACAUCCACGGGGUGUGUGUGUGUGUGCGCGUGUGUGUGCGGUGGACGGAAAGUGCUAUGCAGUGAAAAAGGUCGGGCCUGUUAGGUCGUACGCCUGUAAAAAUGAAGUUAACACGAAUGCUGCCCGCGUCCUGUAUGCUGCUAAGCCUGAUGAUACCACAGGCCCUGCUCGCCCAGAAACCCACCGGCAGCGAAAGUCCUUCCUACUACAACAUCGGGGGUGUGCUGAGCAAUAACGAGAGUGAAUCACACUUCGGUACCGUGAUUGCGCAUCUGAACUUUGACCAACAGUAUGUUCCACGCGGUACCACCUACUACGAUAAGACGAUUCGGAUCGAUAAAAAUCCCAUCAAAACAGCGCUCAAUGUUUGUAAACACCUGAUAUCCCGAAGGGUGUAUGCGGUAGUGGUAUCGCACGAACCGACUGGCGAUCUGUCCCCAGCGGCCGUCAGCUACACUAGCGGAUUCUACCAAAUACCAGUGAUCGGGAUCUCGUCGCGUGAGGCCGCCUUCUCUGAUAAGAACAUUCACGUGUCGUUCCUACGUACGGUGCCUCCGUAUUACCACCAGGCGGACGUUUGGUUGGAAAUUUUGAGUCACUUCGGCUACACUAAGGUUAUCAUCAUACACAGCUCCGAUACGGAUGGGCGAGCCGUUUUGGGCCGCUUCCAGACGACAUCGCAGACAAACUAUGACGACAUCGAUGUACGGGCAACGGUUGAAUCGAUCGUCGAAUUUGAACCAAAAUUGGAUAGCUUUAGCUCCUAUCUUAUGGACAUGAAAACAGCACAAUCGCGUGUAUAUUUACUUUAUGCGAGCCAAGAAGAUGCGUAUGUAAUUUUCCGUGACGCUGCCAUCCACAAUAUGACCGAGUAUGGCCACAUUUGGAUUGUAACCGAGCAGGCACUCAGUGCAAACAACACUCCAACCGGUAUUAUUGGAUUGAAGCUAAAUAAUGCAGAAAAUGAAACAGAUCACAUAAAGGAUGCUAUAUACAUACUGGCAUCGGCAAUCAAGGAAAUGACGGUGAAUGAAACCAUUACAGAAGCACCGAAGGAUUGUGACGAUUCUGGAGCGAUCUGGGAAUCGGGCAAACGAUUGUUUGGGUAUUUGAAGACGAGAAAUAUCCGUGGCGAAACGGGACAGGUGGCGUUCGACGAUAACGGUGACCGUAUGUACGCGGAGUACGAUGUUAUCAACGUCCACGAGAACCAUUCGUUUGCAAAAGUCGGAAGCUUCCACUAUGAUUCGGAGAAGCGUAAGAUGCGUCUCAAGAUAAAUGACAGCAGCAUAACGUGGCCAGGAAAUACGGGUAAGAAGCCAGAAGGUAUUAUGAUACCAACGCACCUGAAGGUGCUGACGAUCGAGGAGAAACCGUUCGUGUACGCACGCAAGCUGCUCGACGACGAGAUAGACUGUGCGGAUGAUGAGGUGGUUUGUCCACAUUUCAAUAUUACUAAUGGCAAUGAACAAGAAUAUUGCUGCAAAGGAUAUUGUAUCGAUUUGCUGAAAGCUCUCGCGCAACGGAUCAAUUUCACCUACGAUUUGGCACUGUCUCCUGAUGGUCAGUUUGGCCAUUAUCAGCUGAAAAAUCAUACCACCGGAAUUGGAACCACCGUGAAGAAGGAAUGGAAUGGAUUGAUCGGGGAGCUCGUUGCAGAACGGGCCGAUCUGAUCGUCGCACCGCUUACGAUCAAUCCCGAGCGUGCGGAAUUUAUCGAGUUUUCCAAACCGUUCAAGUACCAGGGCAUUACGAUCCUGGAGAAGAAACCGUCCCGUUCCAGUACGCUCGUCUCUUUCCUGCAACCCUUCAGCAACACGCUCUGGAUAUUGGUGAUGGUCUCGGUGCAUGUGGUCGCGCUCGUUCUGUACCUGUUGGAUCGUUUUUCCCCGUUCGGACGGUUCAAGCUGUCGAGCAAUGAUGGAACGGAGGAGGACGCACUUAACCUCAGCUCCGCGAUAUGGUUCGCUUGGGGCGUUCUGUUGAACAGUGGUAUCGGUGAAGGCACACCAAGAAGCUUCUCGGCGCGUGUUCUAGGUAUGGUGUGGGCUGGUUUCGCCAUGAUUAUCGUCGCCUCAUAUACAGCUAACUUGGCCGCUUUCCUCGUGUUGGAGCGACCCAAAACCAAGCUGACCGGUAUCAACGAUGCGCGGUUGCGCAACACGAUGGAAAACCUUACCUGCGCUACCGUGAAGGGUUCCUCGGUGGAUAUGUACUUCCGGCGGCAGGUCGAGUUGUCCAACAUGUACCGUACGAUGGAGGCCAAUAAUUAUGAUACCGCCGAACAAGCGAUCCAGGAUGUGAAGGAUGGUAAAUUGAUGGCAUUUAUUUGGGAUUCAUCCCGGCUGGAGUAUGAAGCAUCGAAGGAUUGUGAGCUCGUCACGGCGGGAGAGCUUUUCGGUCGCAGCGGCUACGGAGUGGGGCUUCAGAAAGCGUCCCCUUGGACGGAUGCAGUAACAUUAGCAAUAUUAGACUUCCACGAGAGUGGUUUCAUGGAAUCGCUCGACAAGGAAUGGAUCUUCCACGGGAACGUGCAGCAGUGUGAACAAUUCGAGAAAACGCCAAACACUCUCGGGUUGAAGAAUAUGGCCGGUGUGUUCAUUCUGGUUGGUGCGGGUAUUGUCGGCGGCAUCGGGUUAAUUAUCAUCGAAGUGGUCUACAAAAAGCACCAAAUAAAGAAGCAGAAAAAGAUGGAGAUUGCACGCCAUGCGGCGGACAAGUGGCGUGGCACAAUCGAGAAACGAAAAACAUUACGUGCUUCCCUGGCCAUGCAACGGCAGUACAAUGUGGGUUUGAACUCGGUUUCGAAGUCGGUUUCGAGCCAGAAUGCGGAGAAAACGCGCUACCCGAUACUGCCGCCGCUUCCGCGCACACCGGAACGGGCAUGGCCAAAGGACAAGGAGUACAUCGUGAACCGGAAGAACAAUAGUGCCGGCAAACCUCCGCCGCGCUAUAUGCCCACUUACGCUACCGAUGUGUCUCAUUUGAUAGUUUAAAAACAAAUUAUCGGAGGGAAAUUUGAAAGGGUCGGAACCGUAUCCAUCCACCCCACCGGUCUCCAAAUUGCGCCUAAUGAUGAGUGUAGCCAAAACACUUUACUACCGUUAAGUAUCGUUGAAUGGGAAGGAAGGAAGAUAACCGAAGAAAACUCCAAUUCCGUGUGCGUGUUGUUCAAUACAGGUAAUUGUUUACAAUUCGUUAGAUAAGUAUACACUUUUAAACACUCUGCAAAAGCAAAAAAACAAAAAAACACAAACGAUUCUUCCGCCUGUAUUGAUGAAGGAUUCGCGCCUACGGUGCCGGCGGUAGUGUGUGUGUACAAUCAUUUUAUGGUUUCCAUGUUUCUUAACGCGUCUAAGCAUAGUUUUGUACACCCGUACCGUUGUCGUACACCCACUUACAGCCAAACGAGUGCAUUUGUAUCAGGUGCUAGUGAGUUAACUUUAAUGCAAAAAACAAACAAACAAACAAACAAAAAACUACUUGUUUCGUCUCCAAGAGGCAUUCGUUUAACAGCGCGCUCGAAUGUGUUAACCUUUAACUGCCACUUUGUUUCGUUGUUGUGUCGGGUUUGAGAUAUAUUUUUGUGAACCAAAGAAAGAAUUAAGGACGAACCGAUGGCGGUGCACCGUAUGUCCUGCAUAACAGUAGUUGAUAGCCUAAAGUCUCCCACAACAGUACUAGCCAAGGAAAAGAAAGUAAUUUUAUCACUGUUAGUUGUUAACAAAAGAUGGGACGACAAAACCAAACAAAACAAAAAAAGAAAUUAACCAAGCUCAGUCAUUUGCACAAGAAGUAAUGCCAAAAAAACCAGAACAGAGUAGCUAAACGUACAUUAAACUAAAGGAAUAGAUGAUAAAAGUCUAUGUUUAAAAUCGUAACAUUAACAUUUUAAAAUGCCAAAACCCUUACUAAAAAAAUGCAAUGAUGCUAAACAUUUGUUAACAUGUAUAAGAAGAUGUGGAAACUUAGAGUAACAGAAAAACCAGAUGGAGGCGGCAAACGAUAACAAAUAUACAGCCAGUCAUUAUAUUGAUUAUGUAUGAACAAACUGAGUAAUAAAAAGAAAAAAAAAAUAUUUGAAAUUCGAUA
Molecule: messenger RNA, 5268 nt
Organism: Anopheles funestus (African malaria mosquito)
Lineage: Eukaryota; Metazoa; Arthropoda; Insecta; Diptera; Culicidae
Gene: Nmdar1
Product: glutamate [NMDA] receptor subunit 1
Exons: 12
Coding region: 1278-4172 (964 amino acids)
Biological process (GO): chemical synaptic transmission; monoatomic ion transport; ionotropic glutamate receptor signaling pathway
Cellular component (GO): NMDA selective glutamate receptor complex; plasma membrane; neuron projection
Molecular function (GO): NMDA glutamate receptor activity
Source: RefSeq, a predicted model, not a curated record